Etheostoma cragini (Arkansas darter) is the source of this 663-nucleotide messenger RNA. Its product is annotated as sialic acid-binding Ig-like lectin 15. The transcript has a single exon. The record is from RefSeq and is a predicted model, not a curated record. Gene Ontology annotation, cellular component: plasma membrane. The annotation marks the transcript as partial. Gene Ontology annotation, biological process: regulation of osteoclast development; regulation of bone resorption; regulation of actin cytoskeleton organization. Lineage: Eukaryota; Metazoa; Chordata; Actinopteri; Perciformes; Percidae.
CUCCUCCGAAGAUCCUGUCUCUGUCGGUGGAGGGCAGCGAGCAGACCGGGUACCGGGCUCUGUGCCGGGUCCAGGGCUCGCCGCUGCCAGACGUCCAGUGGCUCGGCCCGGACGAGCUGCUGGAGGGGUCCCCGGUGGUCCCGGUGGUCCCGGUGGUCCCGGUGGUCCCGCUGGCCCAGGGCGCCGGGGCCCACUACCACACGGUCAGCCAAUUGCGGGACGUGGCGCCGGGCCGGCAGUACACCUGCAGCGCCUCCAACCCGCUGGGCCGGGAGCAGGCCACGCUGUACGUGGUGCCGCCGCCGCCGCCGCCGCACGCCGCCGGGACCUCGCCGCCGCUCAUCGUACUCGUGGCGGUGUCGCUCGGGGCAAAGGUGGUCCUGCUGGGGGGGAUCGGGGUCUGGAUGGUGCAGGGGGGUGCGCUUCAACGGGUCAGCUGCAGCUGGAAGUAGCCUGCUCGAUUAUUACGUUGCAUUAUGUUUCAUUUAGCUGAUGCUUUUAUCCAAAAAGUGUCACUCCCCGAUGUGAGGAGAGUCGUGCAUGCUCAGAUUUUAACUAUUUAUGAAAUAACUGUCAUGCUGAAAUUAGUGAAAUCCAUGAACUAAUAAAGUUUUGUCAUUACGAACAAUAACAGAAGAUGGGAAUCAUUUCAGAAACGUUGUA